Gadus morhua (Atlantic cod) is the source of this 1465-nucleotide messenger RNA. It is a transcript of the gene unc93a, whose product is annotated as unc-93 homolog A. NCBI's taxonomy places the organism in Eukaryota, Metazoa, Chordata, Actinopteri, Gadiformes, Gadidae. The record is from RefSeq and is a predicted model, not a curated record.
CUGACUUAGCUCACAGUUUCAUCUACCGACUAACACUGUGCUUCUACUAGAAGUCUGGUUGUACAUCAGCAUGAACAGGCGUAACUUGAAGAACGUGUUGGUGGUGUCCAUCGGGUUCCUCUCCCUGUUCACGGCAUAUGGCGGCCUUCAGAGUCUGCAGAGUAGCCUGAAUGCAGAGGAGGGGAUGGGUGUGGCCUCGCUGAGCGUCAUCUAUGCCUCCAUCAUCAUCUCCUCCAUGUUCCUACCCCCCCUUAUGAUCAAGAACCUGGGUUGCAAAUGGACCAUUGUGGUCAGCAUGGCCUGCUAUGUGUCCUACUCUUUUGGAAACCUCUAUCCUGGAUGGUAUACACUCAUCCCCACGUCUGCAAUCCUGGGUUUGGGGGGUUCCCCCCUGUGGUCGGCUAAGUGCACUUACCUGACCAUCUCUGGCAACCUGCAGGCUUCCAUUGAUGGCAAGAAGGGUUCAGACGUUAUCAACUCAUACUUUGGCAUCUUCUUCUUCAUCUUCCAGUCGUCUGCGGUCUGGGGCAACCUCAUGUCUUCCCUUAUCUUUGGACAGGAUUCCAAUAAAACUUCCAUCUCAGAGGAGAUGUUGCAGUACUGCGGAGCAAACGUGUGUGAUGUAACCCUCUCCAACACCACCACCCCCAAACCAGAACAGGAGCUUGUCCAUAUACUGGUGGGAUGCUACAUUGGAGUUGGGAUACUGGCUAUGAUCAUAGUGGGGGUGUUCCUGGACAACAUUGACCAGGAACAGACCAGACAGUUCAGAGGAAACAGGGAGCCCUUCUGCCAGACUUUCCUUUCCACGUUCAGCCUGCUCAAAGACCGGAGGUUGUUAAUGUUGAUCCCACUCACCAUGUACAGUGGCUUCGAGCAGAGCUUCCUCUCCGGGGAGUACACUAAGAACUAUGUAACUUGUGCCUUGGGAAUACAUUAUGUUGGCUAUGCAAUGAUCUGCUUUGGAGCUACAAAUUCAGUCUGUUCCUUUGCCUUUGGAAAGCUGGCAGAGUACACAGGCAGAGCUCCACUUUUCUUCUUGGCGGCCCUGACAAACCUCUCCUGUAUCCUGGCUCUCUUGUUCUGGAAACCAGAUCCUGGCCAGCUGCCUCUGUUCUUCGUGUUCCCAGGUCUUUGGGGCAUGGCAGACGCCAUUUGGCAAACCCAAACAAACGCCCUCUACGGAGUCCUUUUUCCAAGGGCCAAGGAGGCAGCGUUCGCCAACUACCGCAUGUGGGAGUCUCUGGGCUUUGUCAUUGCCUUUGCCUACAGCACCUUCAUCUGUCUAGAGCCAAAACUGUACAUCCUGCUCUCUGUCCUGCUGCUCACGGCUCUCACCUAUCCCAUUGUGGAGUAUGUAGAAAAGAAGAACCCCACCCCGCCCAUUGAAGAGGGUAUCUACUCAAACAACAAGGAAGCCAAAGAAGGUGGCUCAACAUUUAUAAUUGCUGAGUUGAGUCUUUAA